This is a messenger RNA of Cylicostephanus goldi, 459 nucleotides long. The record is from the annotation of a GenBank genome assembly. Lineage: Eukaryota; Metazoa; Nematoda; Chromadorea; Rhabditida; Strongylidae.
AUGCAUGGCGGUAUCAAUGGGUUAGAGGAAGCCUUACUUAGAGGAGUUCCUGUUCUGGUUAUACCAAUGUUUGCUGACCAAUUUCGCAAUGGUAGGAACGUUGAAAAACGUGGAGUAGGAAAGAAGUUCUACCAUUGGUUCAACGUGCAUCCGAACAAUUGUGAGCCGAAAGCUUCUGUUUUUAGCUACAAGCAAAAUGCUAUGCGCAUGUCGAAGCUAAUGCGAGAGAAACCAUUCACCGCCGAACAACGGCUUGUUCAGUGGACCAAUUUUGCUGUUGAGAAUGGUGUUCUGGAUGUUCUACACGUACAGGGCUCUCGAUUGAAUUUUAUCGUCUACUUCAAUCUUGAUGUGAUAGCCGUUGCUACCAUGGUUAUAUGUUCGCUUCUCAUUGUAGUUGUUAAAAUUUUUAGAGCAAUAAGUAGAACUUUUUUCGCUGGGAAAGUUAAAAAGAGUUAG